CUCGCCGAUGCUGCACAAAAGCCCAGGAUUACACAUUUGGAAUCCCAAGUAGAUUUUUGGGAAAAAUGCUCCUUCCUUAAAAAAUCUGAGUUUGUUCAAAAAGCUGGGGAAGCGUGCCAGCUGGUGUGCGAUGUCAUUGCUCUAAGAGAUGGUAAAGCGUUAUUCCAAGCGGUCGUAGACCAUGGAAAGAAGUGCAAGACAGCUAUUGAUGUUGGACUUCAAACCCUUAUGGUCGCCUAUCAGAAUGCUCCCACAAAUUCACUUAGGACUCAAAUACUGAGUAUUUAUGCUGACAGAUUCUCAGCCAACGAGCUUAAACGCAUACAUCAGCCGUUUGAAAAUCUCUCCGACAGACAGAUAAAGAAGGCAAGAGCACAGGCGAAGAGUGAGGUGCCUACUGAAAAAAUUCCGCGUCACAGAAUCCGUAUACAACAGCGUCAGCUAGACCACUUCUUAGAGUUCACUUUGAGGCCAUAUUACUUUCAAGACGUAGCCUACGGCACUCACACCAUCAAACUUGAGAGUGUUGAAGAGUUUGUCAUGCCUAACAAGUUGCGCACAGUGGCCAAGUACACCAUCAUUAAUCAGUGCAUGGACCAUUGCAAAGAGAAUGGAUUUGAACCGAAAAGUAAAUCCACGAUGUGGUGAGUACUAGAAGUUCAAGAGGCCAAUCAGAGGAAAUCAUUGCGACGUCUAGACGAUACCGCAGCUGAGGGAGCGGAUGGUUUUAAGAAUUUUCUCCAAGUUAUAGACGAACUGGAACGCGUGGGAGCAGUAAAAGGAUUAGUGUAAAGAACUUCGGAUGAGGCGUCAGGAGAGCAAGUUGUAUUUCAAGACUACAUACCGUAAUCAAUGCAAAGAGGACGAUAGGAAAUGUGCCAAUCACUGUAGGGUCUUUGCACCGAGCAAUGCUGGUGAUACUGACUUUCACAGUCAAAGCAUGUUCUGA
This is a messenger RNA of Pocillopora meandrina, 949 nucleotides long. NCBI's taxonomy places the organism in Eukaryota, Metazoa, Cnidaria, Anthozoa, Scleractinia, Pocilloporidae. The record is from the annotation of a GenBank genome assembly.